This is a messenger RNA of Patella vulgata (common limpet), 4716 nucleotides long. Its product is annotated as toll-like receptor 4. Lineage: Eukaryota; Metazoa; Mollusca; Gastropoda; Patellidae. The transcript has a single exon. Gene Ontology annotation, cellular component: membrane. Gene Ontology annotation, biological process: toll-like receptor signaling pathway; immune response. The record is from RefSeq and is a predicted model, not a curated record. The coding region runs from base 1 to 2622 and encodes 873 amino acids. Gene Ontology annotation, molecular function: protein binding; transmembrane signaling receptor activity.
AUGGCUUUGCUACGACGAAUUUUAUAUCUGGCUGUCUUUGAAGUUAUUGUGUUCGAUGUGGCAUUAUUUCAAGAACUGUUGUGUAACAAAUGUAAGUGUGAGGUAAAAGGAGUUGAAUACAUAGUUGACUGUUCCGAACUUUCAUUAAAGCAAAUACCAUCCAAUAUACCAGAAAAUGCAACUUGUUUAAUCCUUAAAGAUAACUUGAUUGAAAAUAUACCAGCUUACAUAUUUAACGGAACAAAUCUGUCGUAUCUGGAUAUUUCCAACAAUCAUAUUAAAAGUCUUCACCGAUUUUCUUUCCAUGGACUGGGCACGCUGAUGUCACUGGAUCUUCACAAUAAUAAUAUAAACAUGGAACCAAGUAAUUACCCCGUUGGAGUUUUUCAAACUUUUGUAAAACUCCAAAAUCUUGACAUCUCCACAAACAAGGUCAAUGUAGGAUCUACUUUGAUUUAUCCAAGUGAAAGCUUUUCGGACUUGAAAUCUCUUCAAACUUUGAAGAUUGAUGGUUUACCUUCGAUUGAGAUGGGUAGUGGCUUUUCGAAUCUUGCUAAACUUAAAAUUUUGAAUUUUACUGGCCAUUGUAAAACAGCAGUUAUUCGAAAUGAUUCUUUUAUCAACGUACCUGGUUUGGAACGCCUGGUGUUGAGUGGUUGUCAAAUAAGACAUAUUGCUAGUUUUGCUUUCAGCAUGCUUUAUAAACUCCAAUUUCUCGACCUUUCUUUCAACCGCAACCUAGGAUUCGAGGCCGCAACGAUGCCACUGGUUAACUUAAAUAGUGCAGCCUUUCGGAUACUUAAUAUAAGUGCUAUUGUAGAUACCUUUGCUAUUGGUGUUGAAGUAACUGGCCUGCAAAUGUCGAGAAUAACCCAUCUGAAUAUUACAGAACUUUAUCUAGAUCAUAACAGGAUUGAACUUUUUGAUAUGGUAGCUCCUUCAAUGGUACCACCUACCCUGAAAGUACUAAGUAUGGUGGAUAAUCGACCGACUUUUGGAUUUUAUUUGCUAUCAUUUAAUGGAAUGCAUGGAAUCGUUUGUCUUUACGCCAGUCAUCAAUACACUUCACAUAUACCAAGAAUUGGCUCGCAAAUAACAAAUCAUGGACACCAAAUUAAUAGCUUGCAUGAAAACUGCCCUUACCUAACAGGUGAUGAUAAUAUUAAGAAUGUCCAAACGGGAAACCCAAACCAGAACGAGGGUAACCGUUUUGAAAAUUACAACCACAUUUCCUUAUUGCACUGGCUUUCUAAAAAUGAAGAAGACAGGGACAAUUUUGUCAUCAAACUUCCUGAAAAUAUCCAAUAUAUUAACAUAAGCCACAGUAAACUUGGUUAUCCUAUUCCACGAAUCAAGUUUGCCGAGAACAAAGUAAAAACGAUAGAUCUUUCGACAAAUAUUCUAAAUAAAUGGCACGGUCCAGUAUUGGGUUCCGAAAAUCUUGAAUGGUUAAGUCUAACUAACAACUACUGCGACGAGAUAUAUUUUGAUUUUUUUCGUGGAAUGAUAAACCUUCAUACUCUUCACAUCGGCUCCAAUUUUCUAGCUUUUGACUUCGAAAUGGAUGUAAAUGGAAGUAUCUUUCAACCACUUGGGAAACUGAAUACACUGGAUAUAUCUGAUAAUAAAAUCACAGUUCUUCCACCGAAAUUUCUAAAUGCUCAGGUAAAACUAAAACAUUUAGAUUUAUCGAACAAUAAGAUGAAGGAAUGGGCGUUGGAUGUUGAUCAUAUGCAUGAUUUGGAAUUGAUCGAUCUUAGCCACAACAGUUUUUCUACCCUACCUUCGUCUUUAAGACGAUUUGGUGAUAUGCAACAUAAAAGGGGGAAAGAUCUGACGAUCAACAUGUUAGGGCAGACUCUACAAUGUACAUGUGAAAACGUUCGCUUCUUAAAAUGGAUAAUGACUAACACAACGCAAUUUGUCCGAAGAAAUGAAUAUAAGUGUGAAGACAUACAGGGGAAAAUGAUCUCUUUGGACAACCUGGAGCAAGUAGUGUUGAACUUAGAAAAACAAUGCGCUUCGUGGACAGUGAUGGUUGUCGUUUUAACCAGCAGCCUUUUAGUAGUUCUAACUGUACUAGUGAUUGGUUUACUCUAUAGAUUCCGCUGGAAGCUUCGAUAUUUAUAUUAUUUGACAAGAAGCAAAUAUCGGAGAUAUGUGGCUGUUAGUGGAGCAGCUGAAAAUUCUUUCGAAUUUAAUGCUUUCGUUUCCUACGCGGACGAAGAUCGGCGGAUUGUCGUUACAGACAUGAUUGAAAAGCUUGAAAAACAACAAGGGAUGCAACUCUGUAUUCACCACCGUGAUUUCUUGGUAGGGGAGGCUAUUGCUGCUAAUAUAUCCAACGCAGUGAGAAACAGUAAGAAAACUCUGAUUCUGUUGACGAAGAAUUUUCUGAAGAGUUAUUGGUGCAUCUAUGAAUUGAAUAUGGCUUUAAUGGAAAGUAUUAGCACUGGUAGAAAUGUUGUAAUUGUUAUAAUUUACGAAUAUAUUCCCGUUAAAGAUUUACCGUACGAGCUCGUUCAGCUCAUGAGAAAGGAUUCUUAUGUAGAAUAUACUGAUGAUCCCGAGGGUAAUAUUGUUUUUUGGGACAGUCUAACAAAAGCUAUUAAUGCUGAUUAAGAUUUCACAAAGUCUGUUCUUUUGCAAAAGUACACACAUUUUGAUAUGGCAAUUUGGAGAGUUUAUGGAUGCUUGUAUAAUUUGCAUUGUGUUGGUGUUCAUGGUGGUGUUCAACACAUAAUAUGGAAGUAUUAUACUGUCAUCCCUGUCCGUCCGGACGUCAGCAAUUUGUUUGUGGACAGUCUACAGGUCAAAAUUUUUGACGAAAUUUGAAAUAUAGGUCUAUCGCCCAAAGCUAUCGACUCCUUUCGAUAUUGACAGGUAUCGGACUUCAUGGAUUAUGAAUUUUUAGUUUGUGGACACUCUAGAGGUCACAAUUUGCAUCUGAUUUUGAUGAAACUUGAAAUGCAUGUUUAUAACCGAAAGAUCUUGGUUCAUUUCGAUGUUCGCGCAUAUUGGAUCGUAGCUUCCUGAAUUGUACGAAAAAUAGCACUUUUAGCUUGUGGUCCCUCUAGAGGUCAUAAUUAUUAUCUGAUUUAAAAAAAAUGUUCGAAUAUAUCAUUGUGAUGUCGGUUAAGUUCGAAUUUCUUGAAAAUCGGACCAACACUGCCGGACAAAAUGGCCUCCUCUCGUACGCAAAUAGUGUAAAAAAUAUGGUAUAUCAAGGUUUGAUCCGAUUUCGAUGAAACUUGGUCCCUUUUGAUAUUCGCACAUAUAGGUUCGUAACUUCCUGAAUUAUAGCCCUUGAUUGUACGAAAAAUCACGUUUUGACCUUGUGGACCCGCUAGAAUUCACAAUUUGUAUUCAAUAUUAAGAAACCGUUUAAAUAAAUUACCGUUACACCUCAAUGAAGGUUGAGUUUGAAUAUCGUAAAAAUCUGUCCGAAACUACUGGACAAAAUGGCCGCUCCUUGUACCUAAAUAGUGUUACAGUAUGUAAUACCAAUUUGUGGACACCCAAAGAGUCACAAUUUUUAUCCGAUUUUGAUGAAACUUGAAAUGUAUGUUUAUAAUUCAAGGAUCUUAAUUCCUUUCGAUAUUUGCGUAUAUCGGACCAUAACUUCAUGGAUUAUGGCCUAUGAUUGUAUGAAAAGUCACGUUUUUAGCGUGUGGACCCUCUAGAGGUCACAAUUUUUAUCCGAUUUUACAAAACGUUUAAAUGUAUCACUUAAACCCUACUGACGGUUGAGUGCGAAUUUCGUGGAAAUUGGACGGAAACUAGCGCCUGACAAAAUGGUCGCUCCUUGUACGCAAUAAGUGUAAAAAGUAUAUAAUAGAAAGGUUGUGAACCCUCUAGAAGUCAUAAUUUUCAUCAAAUUUUGAUGAAACUUAAAAUAUGUGUUUAUGUCCCAAAAAUUUCGGUUCGUUUCGCUAUUUGCGCAUAUCAGACCGUAACUUCCUGGACUAUGACCCCUGAUUGUACGAAAAAUCGCGUUUUUAGCUUGUGGAUCCUAUGGAGAUCACCAUUUUUAUCCGAUUUUAAAAACCGUUUAAGUAAUAUUACACCUUAAGAAUGGCCGAGUUUGAAUUUCGUAAAAAUCGGAUCGACACUGUCCGAUGAAAUCGCCGCUCCUUGUACUCAAAUAUUUGUAAUACUAAUUGAUAAUUUAUGCGAAAUUGUGCACGAGAGGACAUGAAUUAUAAUUUGAUAAAUACUUAUGUUAUAUUUCUAUUCUCCGUUGUCAGUAUAUUAGUUAUGGUAUGAGUUUAUUUAAAACGCAAAUUAAAUUGUUUAUGAAAUAUUGUGAGAAUAACAGGAAAGUGGGGUCCGUGCUGAUAUGAUACAUGAAUUGAACUAUUGGUUAACAAACACAUUUGGCAUGGUCAGAAAUGGAAUGUGUCUGUUGACCAAGGCAUGAAACACGUGGUCGGAAAUUUACCAUUUCAUAUUUGACAUGAGUGACCAAUCACAUGAUUAAUUACAUCAUAAUUAGCCAAUAGAAUAAUUAAUGGCUGUGAAUCUGAGAGUAUAUAAUUUAUAGAAUGUGCGUUCUAGGGUAGACAGCCAUGUAGUUCUCGUAGGGAGAAGAAAUAGGAAUUUCCAUCAGCAGACUCGCCGAGUUUGCAUGAGAGCGGGUUAGAGAGAAUGACUUUAUUAUGCUUGUAACUUUGUACCCUAUAUGUAGCAGUACUUAUAUAAAAUGUAGAAACUAAA